GUGAUUGUUGUAUUAAUUGUAGGUUUGGCAGCCGGGGACUUCUCCUCUGUCCCCUACCUGCUUGUUGCUAAACAACAAAGCCAACGCAAACGAGAUUGUUGCAAAUACGGCAAGCAAUACUUGGAAGGAACCACUCAUGAAGCUGCUAAUUACUGUACUCAACCGCCACAUCCAAUCCCACACUGCCACCUCAUCACCAGUCCUUUUCACUUACCGUGCUCUCACCAUCCACCGAGUUUGUUCCUCUCGUUCGACACUCACACAUAUGGAUUUUUCAUACGACUAUUUUUUUUUUCAAAUACAAGGUUCAAAUCAAUAUAAUAAAAAAGUAAAUGUGGAAAAAAGAGUAUUUAUAAUAUAUUUUUUUCUUAGGAGUAUACUCACUCAUUUAUAUAUCCUUCCCUAUAUAAUUGGACAAUUUAAUUGCUCGAUUAAUAGUUAAUUGAAGGCAGGCAGCAUGAGAUCAUCCAGUUGUUGCCUCGGUAUUAACCGUACAACCACAAAACCUUCUCUCGUCCCGACAAAGCCACCUCAAGUAUCCUUGGUGGAGAAAAACAAAGGAUGCUGGAGAAGCCGAUGCGUAGUGAUAGGAGUGGCAUCGUGCUUCAAUAUAAUUGGACUACAAAUCAACAAUUCUUUCACAUUCGGACAUCAACCUGUGUUUAAGGAGGAAAUUAUGUUCGUUGCCAUGUCAAAUUCAUUUCAUGAUGACGUCUUCAAUAAUUCAUCAUCAACACUACUUUUGGUUCGGGGUGCCAAAUGGAGUGAAAAGAGGAUGUGUCCAUCUUGGCAAGGAAAUAAUCCUCUCGAAACCGUCGUGCCGGAGAAUCUUCCACGCCCAGCUACACGCCGGAGAUAUGAAGCUGUUAGCUCCACCUCCAAGACUGCGCCGCCGCUAUCACUGUCUCUCAAACUUAAAUCCAACAAGGACAAUUGCUUCUCCAUGUGAAAAUUCAAUUCAUUAUAAUUGUAUAUAUUUAUUAAUUACUCAAAUUAAUUAUUGUGUAAAAAUUAUUAAUUAUUAAUAGUAUUCAAUGUUAAUUA
Cicer arietinum (chickpea) is the source of this 1044-nucleotide messenger RNA. The record is from RefSeq and is a predicted model, not a curated record. NCBI's taxonomy places the organism in Eukaryota, Viridiplantae, Streptophyta, Magnoliopsida, Fabales, Fabaceae.